CUACGUCCUACUUGGGAAGGCUGCUUUCGUGUGUCGAUACACUGCGUGAACAGUAUUUGACUAGUUCCAUUACGUAUGAAGCCAGUCAACAAGAAGACAUCUAAAAGUUGAACAUACAUUAAGAGAAAAGCUUCAAGCUCCGGAAUGGAGGAAGAAGGAGGUCAUCAACAGAGGUUACAUAGGGGAGCAGGUACUCAAGUCCGUGUCACUCAACUGACUCUGAAUAAGUUAAGAGACCUGUCCACCCGUGAUGCUUCACAGAUUGUUAUGUCUCUGAGUCGUUCUAAUGGUGGCUUGGAUAACAUUCUGAAGGACGUUAGUAUGGAUGCAGACACCACCACGCUUACACUAGAAGUUCUUGGCAAGGCUUGUCAGUGUGAAUCAAUGCCCGAACAAGUGAAUGAAAUAUUGAGUUUGGUCCUGCAAUCCCCGUUUAUAGAAAGUAUCUUGUAUGGAUUCCUGGCACAAAUUUCAUUUGGUACUGACAGAACACAUAAAGAACGUAUCAUCAGACAUUGUGUUCCAUUACUGAAACAGCUGCUGGUGAAGAUGCCAACAGAGAGCAUGAAACAGGUGCAGUUGGUGACGGUUCUUGUCCAGAAGAUCUGGUCAGACACCAGCAUGGUUGAUGAAAAUCUCAAUCAGGAUAUGUGUAGCAUCACAAAUGUCUUGACACGGACGCGACCGCCAGAAAUCCGCAGUGCUGGUCGUGGUGCCCAGUACAGCGUGCACUCUGAAGGUGACCAGCCCCCUGAAGAUUUCCGAGAGCUGUCGAUAUAUCCUGCAAAGCAAGAACUCUUGGUUGAUGGUCCUCAGCGGCUGUUCUUCCGGCGAAACAACGUAGCUGAACGGUAUGACAACUUGGAGCACUAUCUCGAUGUACAGUUUCGUCUCCUGCGAGCCGAUUACAUCAUUCCACUACAGGAAAGCAUUGCCGCAUUUCAAACCCAGCUCGGGGAUGAAAGCAGAAAGUCGUCGCCUCUUCGUAGUCAUGUAUACUACAAUGUCCACAUUGUGAGGCCUGUGUGCACGCACAACGGUCUGUGCUAUCGCCUCUCCUUCGAGUUGCCACCUUCAACGCGAGUCAACUGGGCCACUUCUCGCCGACUCAUGUUUGGAUCACUUCUGUGUCUGUCGUCUGAUCGCUUUGUGGACCACUUCAUGUUUGCUACAGUCGACCAGCGAGAGAAGAAAGACCUGAAAUUUGGAAUUGUUGAUGUCCUGUUUGAGCGUGAAUCUGUCCUAAUUUCAGACCUUCCACGUGAUAUGCGCUUUACAAUGGUGGAAUCAUCGGCCUACUUUGAAGCAUACAAACAUGUUCUAGAAGGAAUGAAACGUUUGAAUGACAGAAAUGUUCCAUUCCAACAAUACAUAGUGAGAUGCGAGUCUGACAUUCGGCUACCACGAUACCUUCAGGAGCGGCCGAACCCACGAUAUGAUUUGCGUCCACUGAUUGAUGAAAACUACUGCCUCAGAGAUGAUGAUGACAUGCAGCUGUUUCGUCAGGAGUUCUCCGACAAGGCCAGUGUUGCUGCUGCUGUUGAACUAAACAAUCCUUCCAAAUGGCCAUCUGCAGAUACCUUCCAUCUGGAUGAUUCACAGUGGCGGGCAUUGCAGAAUGCCCUUACCAAGGAGUUUGCUCUAAUCCAGGGACCACCUGGCACUGGCAAGACUUACCUCGGGCUGAAGAUCAUGAAGGCUCUGUUGCACAAUCAGAACAUUUGGAACACAGGUGAAAAUUUACCCAUUCUUGUCGUCUGCUACACAAACCAUGCUCUUGAUCAGUUUCUGGAGGGUAUUAUGAAAUUUUUUAAAGGAAUGCUAAUUCGUGUUGGAAGCAGAAGCAAAAGUGACAGCUCCAUACUACAAGAGUGCAACCUUCGAACAGCCAGGCAGAGGGCCCGAGAUACCAGAAGUGUACCACUGGAGGUUCAUGCGAACAAAGUUGAAAUAAUGAAGACGAUGACAGCACUGAAAGGUGACAUUCAUGGUAUUGCAACCAAACUAGAAGUGGCCGAGAGAGAAAUCGUUCACGAGAGAUGUCUGACAGAAUAUAUGACCACAGAACAAGAGUCUUUCUUCCCUGUUGAUCAGGUUUACAGCUUAAGCAGUAAGUCAUGCAUUAUUUCCGAUUGGCUUGGCAUCAGUAAAGACAUGCAAUGGAUUGAUAAUCUACAAGAGAAGAAACCUCCAGAAGAGGAAGACAAUUCUGUUGAUGAAGAAGUUAUCAAUGUUGUCAGUUUGGCUGAAACUGCUCAAAGCCUAAGAUUGCUGGAGGUGGAUGAUCUUGACGAAUUAUCUGAAUUUGAUGAUUCUGCUAACUUAGAUGUUGAUGUUAUCAAAGUUAGAAUGGAGACUAUGGGCUUUGAAGUGACAAAACUGGAUGUAUCAUCGGAAACAUACUUGACUGGGUCUGUCAAAGCUGAGUGGGAUGAGAAACAGAGAAGGAAACGAAUCCUUAAAAGGGGAUUUGCUAGGAAAAUUGACAGCGUGGAUCGAAUGCCAGAAGCUGAAGCUUCCAGAAUUGACAACAUAUGGCAUAUGCGAUACAAAGACCGGUGGAGGUUGUACAGGUACUGGGUGGAUUGUCUGUGUCGCCAGGCCCGCGGGCAGAUCAGAGACAAGGAGAAACAAUAUCACCGUGUCUGUGCAAGGUACAAGGAAUCUCUCCUGCAAGAAGACAAGAUGAUCCUGAAAAGAGCUAGGAUUGUUGGCAUGACAACCACAGCCGCUGCGAGAUACCAGAGCAUCAUGCAAGAGAUCGGACCUAAAAUCGUCAUCGUAGAAGAGGCCGCUGAAGUCCUGGAGGCUCACGUUAUUUCCACUCUCAGCCGUGGCUGUGAGCACCUCAUUCUAAUCGGGGACCACAAACAGCUGCGUCCGAACCCGACCGUCCACAAGCUGGCCAGAGACUUCAACCUGGAGAUCUCCCUCUUCGAGCGGAUGGUGUACUGCAAGCUGCACUGGGACUGUCUCAAGUGGCAGCACAGGAUGCGGCCGGAAAUAUCACGAGUGAUGAAGGCCAUCUACCCGGAACUGGAGGACGAUGAGUCGGUGAAGUCCUUCCCAGAUGUGAGAGGUGUGAGUCAGAACAUUGCAUUCAUUGAACACGAGUACCUACACGAGAUCGACGGGGAGACUCUGAGCUGUGUCAAUAUGCAGGAGGCAGAGUACGUUGUCAGUCUGUGCGAGUAUCUCCUCAAGCAGGGCUACAGUCAAUCGCAGAUCACAAUAAUCAGCAUGUAUUCAGCUCAGAUCAACGUCAUUAGAUUGCUUAUGCCCAAAUCUAGGUUCGAAGGUGUCCGAAUAGCUUCUGUCGACAGCUUUCAAGGAGAGGAGAAUGACAUUAUUUUAGUGUCGCUAGUUCGGAGUGCUGAGGUUGGAGAAAGUAUUGGUUUUCUGAAAACUGACAACAGAAUUUGUGUUGCCUUAUCUCGAGCUAAACACGGGAUGUAUGUUCUUGGCAACUUCAGAUUUCUCACAGACAAAAGUGAUCUACUCCUUAAUAUUAUCACGCAGGCCAGAAAUGAAAAAUACCUGAGUCACAGCCUGCAGUUGGUCUGUCCACGGCAUAGGACUGGAAAAGGCAUUGAGGCAAAAGAACCGAGAGACUUCACGAGAGCGCCUGAAGGUGGCUGUCUGAAGCCCUGUGACAACCGUUUGCCGUGUGGGCAUGCGUGUAAGAAGACCUGUCACAGUGGCAGCCAUUCGGUCUGUUACAUGCCUUGUGGCAAGAAGUGUGAAAACGGCCAUCCGUGCGACAGUCUGUGUUUCCACUGUUCCCGCGGCUGCCCUCCCUGUAAAAAACCUGUGCAGAAGCUCCUACCAAAAUGUAAUCAUGUACAGAUGGUUCCCUGCUCGAUGGAGCCUUGGCUGUUUAAGUGCACUCACAAGGUAGAAGAGGACAGAUCUUGUGGACACCACAUUUCGGUGGAAUGUAGUGGACGGAAAAUCAUGCCGUGUACGAAUCCUUGCAGUCAAGUUCUACCCUGCGGUGAUCUCUGCAGUGGGACAUGUGGAACCUGUUUUCAAGGCCGCUUGAACCAGCCGUGCCAGCUGAGAUGCAGAAAGAUUCUUGUGUGUGGUCACGCCUGCCUGGACCAGUGCGGUAACUGCCCGCCAUGCCAGAAAGACUGUGAAAACCGAUGUCACCAUACAAUGUGUCAAGAGAAGUGUGGCGACCCAUGCGUUCCCUGCAGGAUGCCUUGUCCCUGGUCGUGCAGACACAAGAGGUGUACGCGACUUUGUAGCGAGGCUUGUGACCGAGACCGAUGUGAUGAACGCUGUAGGAAGCAGCUAUCAUGCGGUCACCCAUGUAUUGGCCUCUGCGGAGAGCCGUGUCCUCGCCUGUGCAGGAUCUGUGACGGGGAUCACGAAACAUUCAAACUUUGGCUUGGAAAUGAGGAUGAUCCAAAUGCUCGAUUUGUCGAACUGCAAGACUGUUCGCACAUCAUAGAAGUCACUAGCUUAGAUCACUGGAUGGAUGAUGUCAGAGGCCCUGAGGAAGAGGAUGAGGAUGAGAAGCUAAAAUGUGAUGAUUUGGAUAAAGCUAAAAAGUCAGACGAUGACGAAGCCAAGACAGCUGUACUGUUGAAAGUUUGCCCUCGCUGUAAAACGCCAAUCCGUCGUAAUCUCCGAUACGGAUCGGUCAUCAACGAAACACUGAACAGUAUUGAGGCAGUGAAGAGGAAGAUCAUUGGCAAUGAGCAGCGAAUAAGAGAACUCAGCACGAGUGUAGACAGGGCGACGUGCAUGGCUGUUGCGCCCGACCGACCCGCGAUUGAGGCGUUGACGGGUCACAUGGUCGUCAAGUCGGAAGCUGUGUUGGCUGCUCAGUUGAAUCAGGUGCGCAUCUUUCUGCAGGUUGCCAGGAUGGAGAGGAAGGUUUCUGAUGCCAGGAGACAGUGGAGCGGCAGUGCAGACAGCUUCAGUCCAAUUGCUCGCGACUUGGACGCUUUCAGAUCGUGGAUAUUGCAGUUCAGAACGGUGUUCGGAGAACAGGAAAUCAUAGAUGCGAACCGCGAACUUCGGCGACUGUCCCUCCUGCUGUAUUUUCUCAAAUCCCGAGAAGUGAUCCACGACGACCUCCAGGAAGCGGUUCCGGCUCACUUGAUGAGACGCCUCGGAUCAGUGAUCAAGGAUCUCGAGCAGUGCACGGUAAUAACGGAGGACUCGCUGGAUGAGGCGGAGAGCGUGAAGGACGAGUUGGUGGAGUACGUUCCGGAGACGCGGAUCGGCAUCACAGAAGACGAGCGGCUGAUGAUCGUCCACACCAUGGACAUGAAGCAGGGACAGUGGUGGAGGUGUGGCAAAGGUCACGUGUACACUGUGGGGGAGUGUGGUCGGCCCACAGAACGUGCUCGCUGUCCAGAAUGCAGGGCCGAGAUUGGAGGAGAAAAUCACGCAUUUGUCGAAAAUAAUUCAUGGGCCCCAGAAAUGGAUGACGCUCAAGAACAGCCAUGGUCCGAAGAACAGGACUACAUGCUAGCGCUUCAGAUGCAGUUCGGUCGUUAGGAAAGGUCAAAGGUAAUCAUGGCUGCCUGAAGAAGUUCUUUAAAAAAGACCUCCACAGUACUAACUAACUGACAGCUUGAGAUCACCUGGAGUAAGAGAUUAUCUUCAUUAAAGGAGUGACCAUUCUUACUUCAAUUUGUAUUUAAUUUGCUACAGAAGCGGGAUUUAUACUAACUAACUGACAGCUUGAGAUCACCUGGAUUAAGAGAUUAUCUUCAUUAAAGGAGUGACCAUUCUUACUUCAAUUUGUAUUUAAUUUGCUACAGAAGCGGGAUUUAUACUAACUAACUGACAGCUUGAGAUCACCUGGAUUAAGAGAUUAUCUUCAUUAAAGGAGUGACCAUUCUUA
Gigantopelta aegis is the source of this 5863-nucleotide messenger RNA. Its product is annotated as NFX1-type zinc finger-containing protein 1-like. Gene Ontology annotation, molecular function: zinc ion binding; helicase activity. Gene Ontology annotation, biological process: regulatory ncRNA-mediated heterochromatin formation. The coding region runs from base 145 to 5514 and encodes 1789 amino acids. The record is from RefSeq and is a predicted model, not a curated record. Gene Ontology annotation, cellular component: nuclear RNA-directed RNA polymerase complex; nucleus. Lineage: Eukaryota; Metazoa; Mollusca; Gastropoda; Neomphalida; Peltospiridae. The transcript has 6 exons.